Molecule: messenger RNA, 655 nt
Organism: Moneuplotes crassus
Lineage: Eukaryota; Ciliophora; Spirotrichea; Euplotida; Euplotidae
Source: the annotation of a GenBank genome assembly
CUUAAAGCCUCACUAUGAACUCCCACCGGCCUAAACGGAACACAAUUUCUCUUCCUUCGCUAGGAGUUUCGCCUAGCAUAUUCAAUAAUUUCAAGAAGAGCCAGGCUAAGAAAUAAGAGUUAUUCACGGCUGAGAAGACAAGCGAAUGAUGAUUAUAAGCAGAAUAGUUUGGGGAGGAAGGCGAGAUUGGUUGUGAAUUUUGGAAAAUAGGAAUAGUGUAUCGAAGGGACAGACGGUUAGAGCUAAUUUGUUGGAUGAUGAAGAGAGGAAGGCAACGAAUAAGGUACAGAGCAAUUUUAGGUAUAAUAGCAAACACCUGAAGGCUAAAUUAGGAGCAUUACAGCAACAAUCUCGUGAGAAAAAACCAGGAGUUUAUUUAUGCAGAAGGAGGCUAGCCCGUGUACGCAAGGCUAGAGAAGACCGCUAUAGCCAGAACGUUGACUCUUUGAUUUUUAAUACAAAUAAGGAAUUUCAUUCACUCUCAUUUGCAAGUAAUCUCAAAAAGCUCCUUGUGCCUAAAUGGACUGAGGAUCCUCGUAGAUUCCUGCUCCACUCAGAGUUGACCUCUGCAGAUCAUGACAGAGUCAACCAGAUCAUGCAAAGGAAGUUCGGCAGAUUUUCUUAAAUAGUUAUAAGCUUUCAAUAUUUUCAAAAA